AUGCUGCCUGCAGUAGUACGCCAGCUUUCACGGGGAUUGCAUCGAACUACAGCUGUAGCACUGUCUACAUCUGUGCCCGUGAAGCAGGCAGGCGAGGAGAAGAAGAAGAAAGACCCAACCAUUCUGAAGCUCGACGAGGAAAAACGGACGAAACUAGCGAAUUUUGGUCGAUAUGUAGCAGAAUGUCUUCCGAAAUUUGUUCAGCAAGUCCAAUUCGCUGCUGGAGAUGAACUGGAGCUUCUUAUUCAUCCAUCCGGCGUUGUACCUGUGAUGUCAUUUCCUGAAAGGAAACCACUCAGGCACAGUUCACAAACCUCACGUUUGUGUGCGGCGUUGAUGUUCCAACCAGGCAAAAUCGUUUUGAGGUUGUUUACUCUCUGUUUUCCGUUCGUUUUAUGGCACGUUGCCGUGUGCGAACCUACACCGAUGAGGUAG
This is a messenger RNA of Cooperia oncophora, 435 nucleotides long. The record is from the annotation of a GenBank genome assembly. NCBI's taxonomy places the organism in Eukaryota, Metazoa, Nematoda, Chromadorea, Rhabditida, Trichostrongylidae.